AUGCUGCAAACUGCCUGGCAGGAAGCAGCACGGACGCUGAAGUCAGACAAGCCAUGCGAUCUGUGGUACAAGCGGGAGAAGCUUGCCAAGGUUAAGAAGCUGAAAAGUUGCCUCUUGGACGCGGGUGAAGUGGUGUACUUGCCAUCCCAGUGGCACCACGGCACUUGCAACGUCGGAGAGUUUUCCGUUGGCUUGGGCUACAUUGGUGCUUUGGACCAUCUGCCCAAAGCAAGCUGGGCUGCAGCAUUUGAUGACAUGCCUGGCUUGCAAGAGGCCCUGAAGGCCGUUGGCGACACAUCUGCUGCCUUGUCGGUGAAGGAUCGCGAAGGAAAAGAGCCACUGCACUGGGCUGCUCACAGAGGCCAUCGGCGCAUGGUGAGGGAGCUCCUCCAACUCCGUGCAAACCCAGACGGGCAAGACAAUCAUGGAGCAAGGGCCUCGCAUUUGGCUGCUUUCGAAGGAAAAGAAAAGGCACUGCGAGUACUUCUGGAGGAUCACCGGCGGCUUGCCAUGGCACGUACUUCCGGGGGUGCCGAGCCAAUUCACCUCGCUGCUACUCGAGGUCACACGUCGAUCGCAAAGCUGCUGCUUUCGAAGAAGGCUUCGCCAUCUGCUCGUGACAACAAGGGAGCAGAGCCUCUGCACAUGGCCGCGUAUGAAGGCCAUCUCGCUAUGGUAGACCUUCUCCUCGCCAGCGGAGCCGCUCCUGAUGCUGGUUCCGACGAUGGCACUGAGCCAGCGAAGCUGGCCUUCGCGCGAGGGCACAAGGACCUUGCGCAGAAGCUGAAAGACGCAACCCCUAAGCCGGAGCGACGUUCAGGCCGCAAAUCGUUGGGCCCAGUCCACGAAGAGUUCUGA
Molecule: messenger RNA, 858 nt
Organism: Symbiodinium sp. CCMP2456
Lineage: Eukaryota; Dinophyceae; Suessiales; Symbiodiniaceae
Source: the annotation of a GenBank genome assembly